Salvelinus namaycush (lake trout) is the source of this 753-nucleotide messenger RNA. It is a transcript of the gene upk3b, whose product is annotated as uroplakin 3b. The record is from RefSeq and is a predicted model, not a curated record. The coding region runs from base 1 to 657 and encodes 218 amino acids. The transcript is spliced from 5 exons. NCBI's taxonomy places the organism in Eukaryota, Metazoa, Chordata, Actinopteri, Salmoniformes, Salmonidae.
AUGAAUAGUUCUGCAGGAGGCAGCAAUUAUGAUGCCGACAAGAACAUGGCCUACAUUGACACCCUCUCUCCUUAUCCAACCGCCUUCUCUUCCAACACCUCGAAGAAAUACUUUCUGACCAAGUUGGGGCUUCAGAAAGACUACCCCUGCCCCAUCGUCGCUGGAACAGACUACUUCAGGGUUGGCUCUGACGGUAGCUGCUCCACUCCGAACUGUAAUGGAAUAUUGCCUGUUGGCUCCACUGCCAGAUUUAAGUAUGUUCUUAUCAACCCAGCGAACAAAACAGUUGUUGCGGAGAGUUUGUGGUCCAACAACAUCACUCUUUACGCUUUGAAAGACCCUGAAAGAAUUGAUAAUGGCUUUGCUGGAAGGUCUGCGUCCAUGAUUGUCAUAACAUCUAUCCUGUGUUCCUUCCUGGCCUUGCUGCUGCUGCUAUUGCUCAUCAUGCUGAGCUAUGUCCUUUGCUGUCGGAAGGAGAAACAGGAAAUCCAAGUUCCAGGAUCAGUGCGCAUGUAUGACACUCACAACUUGAAGGACCCUUCCCCCUAUGUAAACCGUGCUUAUGAGGAUGAGCCACAGAGACCCACAGUCACUAGCCCCAUUAGGCUCAAGAGCUACACUGACUAUGAUUUGAAAAAACCGGCCACAGAAUUGUAGUAAGUGUUUGUGAGAGGAAAAUGUUGCACUUAGUGGUUCAUUGGCAACAUCAAUUUCUUACUGUCAUUCAUGAUCAAUAUGUUUAUGAUAUUAAGG